Molecule: messenger RNA, 2773 nt
Organism: Magallana angulata
Lineage: Eukaryota; Metazoa; Mollusca; Bivalvia; Ostreida; Ostreidae
Exons: 5
Coding region: 119-1225 (368 amino acids)
Source: RefSeq, a predicted model, not a curated record
UAGUAUGCUUCUUUUUAAAACAACGUAUAUACCUCCUAUUAUAUCGUACGAGAACUAGAUUGCCUGAUAUGUGUAUAAAGCAAGAACAACUUCGUAUGCAUAAUCUGCUAUCCAUUUGAUGACUGCUCAUGGAUCAUGGAACGCGCGAAGAAAUAUAUUGCCGAAUUCUAUCGUGCAGUUCAAACCAGUGAUUUACCUAAAUGAAAUUCAUUUGUCGACUGGCAGAAAUAAAAAAAUGAUUCACUCACGAAGAAAAAGAAUGUUUUCUUGGCUGGGAUUCUAUUUUCUGUUUGCCGUGAUAAAAGAAUGUAACACGACAGUAACCACAGAACCAGCAACCACAUCUUUCCAUCCAGCUUCCUCCACAUCCUCAGCAGAUCUUACAACCACUUCUGACCAUCCAGAUUCCUCCACAUCCUCAGCAGAUCUUACAACCACUUCUGACCAUCCAGAUUCCUCCACAUCCUCAACAGAUCUUACAACCACUUCUGACCAUCCAGAUUCCUCCACAUCCUCAACAGAUCUUACAACCACUUCUGUCCAUCCAGCUUCCUCCACAUCCUCAGCAGAUCUUACAACCACUUCUGUCAAUCCAGCUUCCUCCACAUCCUCAGCAGAUCUUACAACAGUUUCUGUCUAUCCAGCUACCUCCACAUCCUCAGCAGAUCUUACAACCACUUCUGUCCAUCCAGCUUCCUACACAUCCUCAGCAGAUCUUACAACCACUUCUGUCCAUCCAGCUUACUCCACAUCCUCAGCAGAUCUUACAACCACUUCUGUCCAUCCAGCUUCCUCCACAUCCUCAGCAAAUCUUACAUCAACAACAGUUCUUAUGGCUUCCUCGGAAACAAAUCAAACCUCUAGAACCACCCAAAAAUAUGAAGAUACCAAAGAGGUUUUACAAUUGGAAGUAAUAGGUCUUAUCGUUGCAGUUGCUGUCUUUGCGAUUAUGAUUUUGUUAGUUACUGGAUACAUGGUCAAACAAAAACUAUUAUCAAAGUCAAGCAUGAACAAAUUAAAGCCAAACCCGGAUGACAACUAUCGAGAUAGCAAGACCCAAGACGUUAUGUGGCUGUUUCAGAGGUCUGAUCAACUGUAUUCCAGACCACCGCUUUCACAUUUCAUUUACGAAAAGCCACCAACUAAUGAUCUCCGCAGACUUUAUGAAAAACCAGCCGCCCAACCGGUACAUAUUUAUGUCAAACAAGAUUUCCAUGGCAACUAAACUGAAAAUGAAUGAAUUAGAACCUUUUGUUGACACCAAACGUUAUUUUCUUUCUCACAUAUCUACUACUAUAUUUUCGUGAAAGUUUGAUUUAAAAGUUUGGCAUUUGUAAAAGACUAUUUUUCUCUGGUUUAAACAUGUAAUAUGAUAUAAAGAUGGGGGCUUAAGAUGUUCAUUUAUUUUAUUUGGAAAUUUGGGGCCCCAACAGAAAUGAUAAUUUCCCUGAAAUUGCUGCUAAAAUUUAGCAUGGAUAUUACUUAUUUAAAAAAAAUCAAACAAAUAUUUAUCUAUUGAUCUAUUAUAUAGUUAUGACUCAAUACAGUAUGAAGAUGAACAUAUGUAGUGACCAUAAAAGUAAUAUCUAAGUAAAAGGUAAAAAAAAAUUGCUUUACUGAUGGCUUAAAAUGCCUGUACAUAAUGAAUGCAUCAGCAAUUGUAAAGAUUGUUUUAACAGUUUGGAGUAAUAAAAUUAUAACGCAAAUAAAAAUAAUAGUAAUGCCAUUUUCCCAAACCUUUCAUACUAACAGACAUAUUUAAUGUCCCACAGGGAGUAAAAAAGUAGUGGUCACAUUUAAAAAAAAAAAAAAUAAGCUUAUUUAAGGCACAAACUAGUAUUAUUUUUUUAUUUUUUGGAUUCUAUGAAAUAUAAACUAAACAUGCCAAAAUAGAACUAUCAAAAUAUUUCGAUAGAAAUUCAAAAUAUUGUUCAUAUAUGUUUUUUAAGAACAUGAAUAUAUCGUAAUACACAAACUAUCUGGAAGUUAAGUCUGCGCUAAAAAUUAGGAGGCUAAAAUAACAGUACUCUAAAACUAUUGAGCUAUGAAAAUCGUUCAUUUUCUUCUUGAAAACCAUCUGCCACAAAAUAUAGUUCCCUCUUAAACUCAGUAAAUAUAUAAUUUUCUUUAAACAAUUUUAUUCAAUAUGGUUUAUUUGGCAUUGUAAAAUAUAAAUAUACAAAUAGAAUCAAUAUAUGAUUCAAAAUUUUCAGAUAAGAGGUUAUCCAUAAAGAGAGGAGCGAUUCAACCUCUUUAAAGCAAAAGUAACUAUAAUUCUGAUAAAAGUUUUGAAAAUAUGUCUUUGUUUUGUCAAUUGUUGUUACCUGAUUAUAUCAUUUUUAAAUAUUAAAUUAACAUGUUUACACUAUAUUUAAAAUAUAAGAUUUUGUAAAUACUUUUGUUUACUUCAUUGCAUUCAUCUUUUACAAUUUAUGACCAACCCAUUUUCCAUUUUUGAACACAGAGUGUUUAAAACAAACCAUAUUAAGCCGAACUAAUGAAACGGUAGUGUGUUUUAGUGUGAUUUGGUUUUUCCAAAUGUAGGUAAAUUAAUAUUGAUUUAAAUGUUACUUCUUUUUUUAAAUGUUAACAGAUGCUGGUCAUAUAUCAAUUGUAAUGCGUUUACAUUUUUAUAGUAAGUUUAGUGUUAACAUUAACAUGGCACUCAUAAAGGACAAUAUUUCAUACUACUUGCCCGUAGUCCCAUAUUACUCGGUGUAUUGGAUAACAUAUGCCAUGUUUUUAUAACUUCUACCCCCCCCCCAAAAAAGAA